This is a messenger RNA of Nematolebias whitei (Rio pearlfish), 1121 nucleotides long. It is a transcript of the gene napepld, whose product is annotated as N-acyl phosphatidylethanolamine phospholipase D. Gene Ontology annotation, molecular function: zinc ion binding; N-acylphosphatidylethanolamine-specific phospholipase D activity. Lineage: Eukaryota; Metazoa; Chordata; Actinopteri; Cyprinodontiformes; Rivulidae. Gene Ontology annotation, biological process: N-acylethanolamine metabolic process; N-acylphosphatidylethanolamine metabolic process. Gene Ontology annotation, cellular component: cytoplasm; membrane-bounded organelle. The record is from RefSeq and is a predicted model, not a curated record.
GAGGAAGUGACAAAGUCCUGUCGGGACAAGCAGGGUCACUGGACUAACCCCUGGCCAACGUGGCGGUUUCCAUCCUACUCCAUGAUGCUCAGGUUCCUGCUGGUGGAGAAAAACCACAGCAACGUACCGACAAGUGAAGAGGCCCUGGACAGCGAGCUCCCUGUGAUGGAGCCAUUCUUCGUUCGAAGCCCAGACCAGUCAGACUCUCAUCCAGGUUUGCGAGUCACUUGGCUCGGCCACGCCUCCGUUCUGGUUGAGAUGGAGGGCAUGAAUAUUCUCACAGACCCCAUUUUUAGUCAGAGAGCCAGUCCAGUUCAGUUCAUGGGGCCCAAAAGGUACAGAGGACCCCCCUGCACAGUGGAACAGCUGCCGAGGAUCGAUGCCGUCCUCAUCAGCCACUCUCAUUACGAUCAUCUGGACAGUGGAUCUGUUGCCAGCCUCAACGCACGCUUUGGGGGGGAGUUACGCUGGUUCGUGCCCCUGGGUUUGAUGGACUGGCUGGUGAAGAUGGGCUGCGAGAACGUGAUGGAGCUGGACUGGUGGGAGGAGAACUGUGUCCCGGGUCAUGACAACGUCACAUUUGUCUGCUCGCCCGCUCAGCACUGGAGCAAACGCACAGCGUGGGACGAUAACAAGUCUUUAUGGAGCAGCUGGUCUGUUCUGGGUCCGAGCUUUAGAUUCUUCUUUGCUGGUGAUACUGGCUACUGCCCCUCCUUCCAGGAGAUAGGACGUCGUUUUGGACCUUUUGACCUCGCAGCGAUUCCAAUCGGAGCGUACCAUCCCAGGUACAUGAUGAGAGGACAGCACGUGGAUCCAGAGGAGGCCGUUCAGAUUCAUCAGGACCUUCAGGCCAAACAGUCUGUAGCCAUACACUGGGGGACCUUCGCCCUCGCCUAUGAGAACUACCUGGAGCCACCGGUUCGCCUCAGAGAAGCUCUGGAGCAGAAAGGACUGAAGGCAGAAAGCUUCUUCACGCUGCACCACGGGGAGUCUCGGCUCAUCGCUGCACCUGAGGCAGACGUGUUUGACUGAUGUCACAGUCUGAAACAAACUCACUCUGGGUUUGUCUAAAAAUAAAAAGCACUCAUGUAAAGAUUUAAAGUUUCUAAUGCAUUCUGUAC